Ruditapes philippinarum (Manila clam) is the source of this 1293-nucleotide messenger RNA. RefSeq names its product cell death abnormality protein 1-like. The coding region runs from base 141 to 1055 and encodes 304 amino acids. NCBI's taxonomy places the organism in Eukaryota, Metazoa, Mollusca, Bivalvia, Venerida, Veneridae. The transcript has 9 exons. The record is from RefSeq and is a predicted model, not a curated record.
UGUCCUUAAAACAAUGGCAGUUUAUCUUAUAAUCUAUUUUGAACGAUAUACUUAUACGGUUUGUUUUAAAUCGCAUCGUUAACAAGUAUGGAAUCAUGUUUAUAACAGAAUAACAUGGCAAAUUUAACUUUAGUUAAUUAAUGGAGUACUUAACAAACCGGUCGAGUCCAACCCAUUAUCUAGGCCUCAUUUUUAUUUUCCUGACGUGCAUACCAUCACCUGUGUAUGGAGUAUCUCUGGGGGAUCCAUGUAUGACUAACAGUGAUUGUAGCGACCUUGGAAACUCCGAGUGCACCCGAAUAUUUGAUUGCGUCACCGGAAGUUGCACGUGUCAAACUGGAUAUGGAAACGAAACUGGAACUGGAUGUAACAAGAUAUUAAGCGGUUUUAAUGAGCCAUGUGGGACGGGGUAUUACUGUAAUGAGGCUAACCAAAUAUGUGACACAACAAUUGGUCGUUGUGCUUGCACCACAUGGUACGAUUACCAUACAACUGCGAAAGCAUGUGUUUUUAGGACUUACAAAAUACUGAAAGAGUCUUGCGGAGGGCAGUAUAACUUACAAUGUCUUCAAGCGCUUCUUGAUUCGGGCGGGGAAUGUGACGGAACUUGUGACUGUCGAUCUGGAUAUGUCGCCGACACAUCCGAAUCUUACACCACUUGCAGAGCACCGAGAUGGGGUGAAAGUUGCCAGUGGUUACCACAGUGUGUUGUUUCUUUCGAUACUACGACAAUAUCAGACGACACUUCAAACAAUGUGCCCACGUGCAGGAACAAUAUUUGCUCGUGCCCUCCAUCCCACGACCAUAGAUAUGUAAAUGGGUACCAUCUUUGCCUUAAUAAAGUUGACGAUGGUUUUGAGCGGUAUAAAAUCGGUGAAAGUUGUACACACUUCAGCGAAUGUGAAAGUUUCCUUUGUGUAAAAUGUCCUGGUGCAUCAAGCGGCGUAUGCAUGCAAGAUAUUCAAGAUAAAGAUUCGGGAGUCUCUAGUGUAGGACUGUUCUCAUCUAUACAUUUUGUAAUAAUACUACUGCAAAUAAUGGCCGGAUAUUUCUGAUGAUCUCCCGUACUUUAGCCGUCAACAAAUAGGAAGUUAGGAGAAAAUGCCGAAUGAUAAUAAUAUUUAAAUAUACAUGUAUACCGGUAUUUGAGUCAUCAUCACCAUCAUCGUCAAUACCGGUAUUUGAUUUAUCAUCAUCACCACCAUCAUCAUCAUCAUAUACAUUUUACAUUACAUGUGAAUCUACUUAUUGUAAGUUUAAAGUUAUUAACACUAUUUUCUUUCUGUCAAACAU